GGCCCAAUCUUUCCUUCUCCCGCUUCGCAUCUCCCAGCCUCCGAGUCUCAGGGUUAGGGUUUUCGCUUAGCUCCUAUUCAACUUUCAAUUGCUCUUGUUGUCCGAUUAUUCAGCGGUUGAUAUGGGUAAAAGAGAAAGAAAGCUGAAAGCGAACCCAUCAUCGCCACUAUCUGAAGAUCAAACUAAGGAAUCUGAAGCAGCCCGCGAUGCAAUGGGCAGCGACGAUGAUGCGGAGGCCAAUGAGGAUCUUAGUUUGAGAAUCGUUGAAACAGCCAGGCAACGCGCCAACGCCUUGAAAAAUGGCGCCGAUAUGGAGCAUAUGAAUGUAGACAGCAAGAGGAGCAAGCAAGAGAAUAAUAAAACGAAUAAGAAAAAGGGAAGAGACCACGAAUUCGAGGAGAAAAACGUCAUUGCGCAUGACUUACCUGCUCCUCGUGAAGUGCUUAAGGCUUGUGAAAACUUCUGCAGCAGCGUAGUCGGGGAGGAUAGGAAGGAAGAUGAUAAUGGAAGCACUAUCAAAACAAUGGAGAAUGUCAACAACAUUGUUGAAACAGAUCCUUCUGAAAUAUCAGAUAAUGUAGUCCUGCGAAAGCUUCUUCGUGGACCAAGAUACUUUGAUCCCCCAGAUAGUACCUGGGGAACAUGCCAUAAUUGCGGUGAAGAGGGUCACAUGAGUGUCAACUGCACUGUGGCAAGACGCAAGAAGCCAUGUUUUUUGUGUGGCAGUUUGGAACAUAACAUUAAGCAGUGUACGAAGGGAAAAGAUUGUUUCAUUUGCAAGAAAGAAGGUCACCGAGCAAAAGAUUGCCCUGAGAGAAACAAUGGAGGUUCUUGGAAUUCUAAAAUAUGUCUAAAAUGUGGGGAUUAUGGACAUGAUAUGUUUUCAUGUCACAACAAUUACCAUCCUUACGACCUCAAGGAGAUACAAUGUUACAUUUGCAAGAACUUUGGCCAUCUCUGCUGUGCUGACUAUCCUGAUGGUCCAAGCGAAGUUUCCUGUUACAGAUGCGGUACAUCAGGCCAUACUGGUUUGGCAUGUUCUGGAAAUUGGGGGGAGAGUAGUGGAAUGGGAUCGCCGUAUACAUGUUACAGAUAUGGUGAAGAUGGCCAUUUUUCACGGGAGUGCACUUAUAACAGGGGCGGUAAUAAAAGGAGCCGUGAUUUAUCAACACCCAAGAAGAAAGCAUCUAAUCACAUGAAGGAAGAGCAUAUUGGAUCCUGGUCUAUGCCCGGUGAUUUUGUCAAGACACGCAAGAAGAAAGAAAAAUAUGAAGAUUACUUUACACCAGAUCGUAAAACAAAACGAAGGGGAGGUUGGAUCAUGGACGAUGACCCUGGGGAUUUCUCAGGAUACAAUGAUAGUUGGAAAAGUCAUGCUUCUAGCAGUAAUAAAUCUUGGAAAUGCAGCAACGGUAACACCAAUGGCCAUGCUUCCAAUCCAUGGUCUCCAAGAAAGCCCCGUACGACUAACUUUAGCCAUUCUCAUUCAUCCGGUUCGUCCAAACACACCCAUCACAGGUUUUCGGCCUCCAGGUUUGGGGACUAUAGUCACGGCGAGAUGAGAAACCGCGAUUGGUAGCAAAAGGUCUAUUUCUUUUGGCCAUCAUGAAAGAUAUAGCCGUUGUGUGCUGCACACCAUCAUGGUCAGUGCUUGUUUUAGGUGAAAACAGAAGAAACACUAGGCAUGGCUGACCAGAAAUCUGGACAUUUUAUUAAAGAUUAACUCCCACCCUCUUAUUCGAUUCUGUUUGUUUUUUUUAAAUUUAUUUUAUUGGGUCCAGGCAAUUGUAAUUUAUACAGUAGUUUUCGGUUUUAACGUCUAAAAUGGGAGUCACUUUUGUCCCUUAUUUUCAUGUUAUAUAUAUCAAUCUACGGUUGUAGCCAUGCGUGUAACAUUUGUAUCGUUGAGGAGCUUUGCUUGUAGAAUAAAAAAUGGUUUACUUU
Messenger RNA from Cuscuta campestris, 1944 nucleotides. Lineage: Eukaryota; Viridiplantae; Streptophyta; Magnoliopsida; Solanales; Convolvulaceae. The record is from the annotation of a GenBank genome assembly.